AUGGGGAAACUCAUUCGGUUGGAGCUUUUCAACUUCAAAUCUUACAAAGGACACCAUACUUUACUCUUCGGAGAUGCAUACUUCACCUCGAUCAUCGGACCCAAUGGGUCUGGAAAGUCUAAUUCAAUGGAUGCCAUUUCGUUCGUCCUAGGUAUCAAGUCCUCUCAUCUGCGAUCCACGAACCUCAAAGAUCUCGUCUAUCGUGGCCGUGUCCUGCGCACGUCCAAGGUCGAUGUCAACGGAGAACCUAUCGUCAAUGGUGAAAAUGUCGAGCAAGAGGAGGAAGACGAGGAUGUAGAUGCAUCCCAGGAUGCCGCUGGUGCAAACGAUCCCAAGACAGCCUGGGUUAUGGCCGUCUAUGAGGAUGACGCGGGCGAGGAACAGCAAUGGCGUCGAUCCAUUACUAGCCAGGGUGCCAGCGAGUACCGCAUCAACAACCGAAUCGUCACUGCUCAGCAAUAUAACGAGGCUCUGGAGGAGGAAAACAUCUUGAUUCGCGCACGCAAUUUCUUGGUUUUCCAAGGUGAUGUUGAGGCAAUCGCGUCCCAGUCUCCAAGGGACCUCACCCGGUUGAUCGAGCAGAUUUCUGGCAGCUUGGAAUACAAAGGCGACUACGAGAAGCUCAAAGCGGAGGCUGAGGAGGCUGCCGAACAACAGACCGUUCAACUCAACCGUCGACGAGGAAUCAACUCCGAAGUUAAACAGUACCAGGAGCAGAAGCGCGAAGCCGAGAACUACACUAAAAAGGCCGAGGAACGCGACCAAGCCAUCAUCACCCACAUCCUCUGGAAACUUUUCCACUUUCAACGGUUGAUCGAUGACUCUAGCGCCGACAUCCAGAAAUACCAGGACGAGCUCAAGGAAUACCGCCGAGGAGUCGAGAAAUACGAGAAUAAUGUUGAAGACGCCAAGAAGGAACACACUCGAGUCGGUAGGGAUGUUGGAAAGGCCGACAAGAAUAUCCACAAGAAGGAGAAGGAGAUCGAAGAACUCAACAACUCUCUGGUUCCUAUCGACGAGAAGGUGGACAUCACGCAGAGAAAGGUGGAACGGUAUUCAUCAAAGAUCGACGAGAUCGGCAAGGAGCGCACGAGCCAGGCGAACAAUGCAAAGCAACUCGAGAAGGACCUGAAGCUGGUAGAGAAGGCCCAGGGUCAGUGGGAAGCUGAAUGGCAAAAGACUACGAACAAGCGCGGCGGACAGCUGAGUGAAGGCGACCAGCAGGAGUACAACAAGCUCCGCGAAGAGGUCAGCAAGCGCUCAUCUGCCGAUCAACUUAACCUCGACAACCUCCGUCGCCAAAGGAAGACCGAAGCCGAAGCCGUCAACAGCCUGAAGGGCAAAUUCGAGACCACUGAGUGGCAGUUCAAGACUCUAGAAUCCGACUCGCAAAACAUGACCGAGCGCCAGUCCGCGCUGAAGGACACGAUCAAGUCCACAUCCAAAGAUAUCGAUCGCAAGAAGAAGGACCUCAACGGUUUGACAUCGGAACGCUUGAAGGUCUCGCAAGUGCGAACCGAGCUCGAGGAGAAACUGCAAGUGGUACUCAAGAAGCUGAUGGAAGCCGAUGACGGAAAGAAGCAGAAUGAGCGUGAGAUCCGGGCGAAGGAACUCAUCUCGACCCUUAAGCGCAUCUUUCCCGGUGUGAAGGGUCGUGUCAGCGACCUCUGCCGGCCAAAGCAGCGGAAGUACGCCGAAGCCGUCAGCACCGUUCUUGGUCGCCACUUUGAUGCCGUCGUCGUCGACAACGAAAAGACUGCCAAGGAGUGUAUUCAGCAUCUUCGGGACCAGCGAGCUGGCCAAGCCACCUUUAUCCCUCUUGAAACUAUCCAGGUCAAAGCCUUUAACUCGAGUUUGAAGGGCCUCCACCGGAAUAUGCGCCCUGCCAUCGAGACUGUGGACUACGACGACUCGGUUUCUCGAGCUAUCGUGUACGCUUGUGGAAAUUCAAUUGUCUGCGAUGACCUUGCUACCGCCAAGUAUCUGUGCUAUGAGCGAAAUGUCGAUGCCAAGGCAGUUACUCUGGAUGGUACUGUUAUCCAUAAAGGUGGUUUGAUGACUGGUGGUCGUGGCCCUCAACAGAAUGCUUCCAAGCGUUGGGAGGAUUCGGAGGUGGAGAAUCUUCAUAAGCUGAAGGACAAGCUUCUGGGCGACCUUAACAGUCUACCGAAAAGCCAUCGCCGGGGCUCGGAGGAGGAGACGCUACAAGGAGAGCUUGUUGGCCUUGAGCAACGCCUCAACUAUGCCCGCGACGAACUGAAGGCUCUUGAGCGGAACAUCAAGAGCAAACACAGUGAGCUAGACUUUGUCAAGCAACAGAUGGAAGACUUGCGACCUAAGUAUACAGAACGCAAGGAGAAUCUGGAUGAACUGGACGAGACUAUCGAAAAUUCGCAAGAGUCCGUCAGUAACGUCGAAGACGAGAUCUACCGCAAAUUCUGCAAGCGCCUGGGUUACGACAACAUCCGUGAAUAUGAAGCCCAGCAGGGCUCCUUGCAAGAGGAAGCCGCACAGAAGAAACUUGAGUUUACGACACAAAAGAGUCGUAUUGAGAAUCAGCUCAGCUUUGAAAAGCAGCGCAUCCAAGCGACCGAGGAUCGAAUCAACGGUCUCAAAUCUCAGUAUGACCGCGAUAUGAGCCUGAUUGAAGAGCUUAAGGAGCAACAAGAGGAGAUCCGGGAUAAGCUGGAUGAGUUCGGUGCUGAACUUGAACUCUUACGCGAAAACCUCGAGAAACAAAAGGAGAUCUACGCACAGUCGGCUGAGAACCUGGCUGAACAGCGACGAGAACUCCAGAAGCGCAGCAAGCAUGUCGAAGGAGCACUCAAGAACAUCAAUGCCCUGGAGGCUGAGAUCCAACGGAAUUCUUCUAGUCGCUAUGCCCUUCUCCGUCGUUGCAAGCUUGAAGAUAUUGAUAUUCCUCUGGAAGAGUCUUCCAAUGGCCUCGACAAACUCCCCAUCGAUGAUCUUGUGCAGGCCGCGGAUCCGGACGCCAUGGAUGUGGAUGAGGCUGACGGCCUUGAUGAAACUCCUGUGGUGCAAGACUAUGGUAUUGAGGUUGACUUUGACUCUCUUGGGGAGACCCUUAAAGAGGAGUCCGAUGAUAAAUUAGAGGAGGAGCUCCUUGAAAAGGUCCGCAGUCUUACCAACGAGCUCGACAAGAUGGCGCCCAAUACGCGCGCUAUGGAGCGCCUGGAGACCGUGGAGAACAAGCUUCGCGGCACCGAGAAGGACUUUGAGGAUGCUCGAAAGUAUGCCCGAAAAGCGAAGGACGACUUUGAAAAUGUGAUGAAGAAGCGUUCCGACCUCUUCAACAAGGCCUUUACACAUAUUUCUGAGCAGAUUGGCCCGAUUUAUCGCGAGCUAACUCGCAGUACCAACUAUCCUCUCGGUGGACAAGCUUACCUUGAUAUCGAGGACUCGGACGAGCCAUACCUUGACGGUAUCAAGUACCACGCCAUGCCGCCUCUGAAGCGUUUCCGUGAUAUGGAACAUUUGUCAGGUGGUGAGAAGACCAUGGCGGCACUUGCGUUGCUCUUUGCCAUCCACUCCUAUCAGCCUUCGCCCUUCUUUGUGCUGGAUGAGGUGGACGCUGCUCUCGAUAACACCAAUGUUGCCCGCAUUGCGAACUAUAUCCAUGAUCACGCAGGUCCUGGCAUGCAGUUCAUCGUCAUCAGUUUGAAGACCGGCCUCUUCCAGAACAGUGAGGCUUUGGUUGGUAUUUACCGGGAUCAGGUGCAGAACAGCAGCAAGUCUUUGACCCUUGAUCUCCGCAAAUAUACCUGA
Messenger RNA from Penicillium cosmopolitanum, 3786 nucleotides. RefSeq names its product cohesin subunit SMC1. Gene Ontology annotation, biological process: sister chromatid cohesion. Bases 1 to 3786 code for a protein of 1261 amino acids. Gene Ontology annotation, cellular component: nucleus; cohesin complex; chromosome. Gene Ontology annotation, molecular function: protein binding; DNA binding; ATP binding. The transcript is spliced from 6 exons. The record is from RefSeq and is a predicted model, not a curated record. Lineage: Eukaryota; Fungi; Ascomycota; Eurotiomycetes; Eurotiales; Aspergillaceae.